AUGGCCGCUUCAAGAGGAAGAAACAAAACCCACCCACAAACGUCAUCUCAAUGUCUGAUCCAGAGCGUUGGAGCUAUCUCGGGCCUUCCGAGUUCGUCCGAACUUUGGCUUUUCUCUCCGCAAAAACCAUCCCCGCGGCAAGGUCCAACCCCAGAUAUGCACAGGGGCAAGUGGAGAGGCUCAACUGCCUGGGACGAAGCCACAGGCCACGAGGACAGCAAAAAGACUUCACAGAACAUGGGGUGUUGUGGAGGGAUUCACCGGGGUAGUCGGGGUAGUCGGGGUAGGGUCGGGGUCGAAGGUUCGUCGAAGCUCAUGAGAGCAAAGGUAUAUUAUCCCCUUCCCCAGGAGCCAUCACCGCCAAGUGUUCCUCUUUCUCAUAUUCCUGUAUCAUUCGACACAGAGGCUGAGACUCAGACAUUCCCGCUGCCAAGGGUUCGGAAUUAUUUGAAGUAUUUAUCACCUGCUUCAUACCUCGUCUCAGUCCUCCCUUACCUCCCGUCUGGUCUCGCCCUAUCACCGACGACAACAACCGACCCCAAAACACCAACACUCACCCUCCUCCACCUGCCAUCUCAACCCCAGCACAACCGCCUCAACUCAGUCAACAUGCCCGGUGGCGCGGCUCCCCCCGUUGGGGCUGACACCCUCAGGGUGGAAGCCCCCGUUACCAUGAAGGCGUACCUGAUGUGCGUCUUCGCCGCCUUUGGUGGUAUCUUCUUCGGUUACGACUCUGGUUACAUCGCCGGUGUGAUGGGCAUGGACUUCUUCAUCAAGACCAUCGAAGGCCCCGGUGCUCUCGUCCUCCCCGCCUGGAAGAAAUCUCUCAUCACCUCUAUCUUGUCUGCUGGUACCUUCUUCGGUUCGCUCGCCGCUGGUGAUCUGGCCGAUUGGAUUGGUCGCAAGUUCACUGUCAUCUUGGGUUGCAUGGUCUUUAUCGUCGGUGUGGUCCUCCAAACCGCCUCCGCCUCUCUCAGCUUGAUCGUCGCUGGUAGACUCAUCGCCGGUUUCGGUGUGGGUUUCGUCUCGGCCAUCAUCAUUCUCUACAUGAGCGAAAUCGCCCCUCGCAAGGUUAGAGGCGCCAUCGUUUCCGGAUACCAGUUCUGCAUCUGCAUCGGUCUGCUUCUUGCCAGCUGCGUCAAUUAUGGCACCCAGGACCGCGAUGACAGCGCCAGCUACCGUGUCCCUAUCGGUCUUCAGAUGGCUUGGGCUUUGAUUCUCGCCGGCGGUUUGGCUCUCCUUCCCGAGUCGCCCAGAUUCUUCGUUCGCAAGGGCCAGCUCGACAAGGCGCGUGUCACUCUCGCCAGACUGAGAGAUCAGCCUCUUGAUUCCGAGUACAUCCGUGAUGAGCUUGCCGAGAUCAUUGCCAACCACGAGUACGAGACUAGCAUUGCGCCCGUCGGCGGCUACUGGUCCGCCUGGAUGGUCUGCUUCCAGGGCUCCAUCUUCAACAGCAGCAGCAACCUCCGCCGCACUGUCCUCGGCACCUCCCUCCAGAUGAUGCAGCAGUGGACCGGCUGCAACUUUGUCUUUUACUUCGGCACCACCUUCUUCCAGCAGCUCGGCACAAUCUCCAACCCCUUCCUCAUUUCCCUCAUCACCACCCUCGUCAACGUCUGCUCUACUCCCAUUUCCUUCUGGAGCAUGGAGAGAGUCGGCCGGAGACCUCUUUUGAUCUGGGGCGCCCUGGGCAUGGUUAUCUGCCAGUACAUUGUCGCCAUCAUCGGCACCGUCAAGCCCGACGACGACAACUGCGUCAAGGCCAUGAUUGCCUUCAUCUGCAUCUACAUCUUCUUCUUUGCCACCACCUGGGGCCCCGGCGCUUGGGUUGUCAUUGGCGAGGUCUUCCCUCUGCCCAUGCGCGCCAAGGGUGUGGCUCUUUCCACUGCUUCCAACUGGCUCUGUAUGUGUUCCCCUCUUACCUCCCCAUUACCAUACCCCAUAGACACAGCGCUAACCAGACCCCAAAAAUAG
Molecule: messenger RNA, 1974 nt
Organism: Podospora pseudopauciseta
Lineage: Eukaryota; Fungi; Ascomycota; Sordariomycetes; Sordariales; Podosporaceae
Exons: 1
Coding region: 1-1974 (657 amino acids)
Biological process (GO): carbohydrate transport; transmembrane transport
Cellular component (GO): membrane
Molecular function (GO): carbohydrate:proton symporter activity
Source: RefSeq, a predicted model, not a curated record